This is a messenger RNA of Raphanus sativus (radish), 1920 nucleotides long. RefSeq lists its product as uncharacterized. The transcript is spliced from 4 exons. Gene Ontology annotation, cellular component: membrane; Golgi apparatus. Gene Ontology annotation, biological process: transport. NCBI's taxonomy places the organism in Eukaryota, Viridiplantae, Streptophyta, Magnoliopsida, Brassicales, Brassicaceae. The record is from RefSeq and is a predicted model, not a curated record. The coding region runs from base 148 to 1677 and encodes 509 amino acids.
AGAAACGAUCAAAGGAGCAAAACCUUUUAACAGCCGUACGAUCUUAACUCGUUUGACACAUCUCACUGACUUCUUCAGUCAUCAGCUUCCUCUCUCUCUCUUCAGAUCUCUGCAUCUCCUCCUCCUCCUCCUCCUCCUCGGGUUUCAAUGUCGCUCCAUCAUCAUUAUCUUCUUCUUCUUCUUCUGCUACUAGUAUCCCUGACCCCUUCUCUGCUCCAAGCUUCGGUGCAUGAGUACCGCAGCGAGAGAUUCAUGUCCAAAGGCAACGCCUUUGUCUUCCACGGCGGCAGCGAAGGCAUCUACUCCUCUUCUCCCUCCGACUCCGAUUCCCUCUCCUCCUUUAUCCGUUUCGAGAAGAUCACAUUCCGGAGACCUGAGGAAGUUUCCAACACCUCUUCAUUACCUAUCCACGCCGUCGUUUUCGAGGUGGAAGACAGGGAGAACAUCGGAGGAUCAGCUUACGGUGGGCAGAGAGCUGUCUGCUGCACAUCUGACUUGGCUAAACUCGGUGUCUGCUCCCAUGGAGAGAUCAUUCACCACCCUUCCCUUAAAGACUCCUCCUGGCCUCAAGUCUUUGGUGUUUCCUUUGUCGAGAGCGAGUUGUCUGCUACUCUGCCGACGAGGUCGGUUCAGAUCCCUAGGACAGGAAUGUACAACCUCUACUUCAUCCACUGCGACCCUGGUCUCAAGGAUUUGAGUGUUGAAGGUAAAACCAUCUGGAAAAACCCUGGAGGGUACUUACCAGGUAGAAUGGCUCCGUUGAUGUACUUCUACGGGUUCAUGUCCCUCGCCUUUGUCCUUCUCGCCGUCUUCUGGUUCUCCCAGUGCGCUAGGUUCUGGAGAGAAGUGCUCCCCUUACAGAACUGUGUUACUCUGGUGAUAACCUUAGGGAUGUGCGAGAUGGCGCUUUGGUAUUUCGACUACGCCGAGUUCAACGAGACAGGGGUGAGACCGACGGUGAUCACUGUAUGGGCGGUGACCUUUGGUUGUAUCAAACGCACGUGCGCUCGUGUUAUCAUCCUGAUGGUUUCGAUGGGGUACGGUGUCGUGAGGCCCACGCUCGGUGGGUUUACGUCGAAGGUGAUCAUGCUCGGUGUCACUUUCUUCGCUGCUUCCGAGACUCUUGAGCUGUUGGAGAAUGUUGGUGCUGUGAGUGACUUCUCAGGGAAGGCUAGACUGUUUUUAGUUCUCCCCGUCGCGGUGUUGGAUGCUUUCUUCAUCAUAUGGAUAUUCAAGUCGCUCUCCGCUACUUUCAAGAAGCUUCAGACGAGAAGGUUGUUGGUGAAGUUGGAUGUGUACAGAAAGUUCACUAAUGCUUUGGCUGUAGCUAUCUUGGUUUCCGUCGGUUGGAUUUGCUACGAGCUUUACUUCAAGUCUAAGGAUGUUUACAAUGAGCAUUGGCAAAACGCUUGGAUCAUCCCUGCCUUUUGGCAGCUUCUCUCCUUCUCGCUCCUGAUUGUUAUCUGUUCUCUCUGGGCUCCAUCUCAGAACUCGACGAGGUAUGCAUUCUCAGGAUCGUCUGGUGAUUCAAGCGGGGAGUUUGAGAAGGAUGAUUACACACUAACCCUCAUUAAACCAUCUCCGGUUCCUUCUCACGAAGUCAAGAGCCACUCAGAAGCCAGCUCUUUGCAAGCUGACGAGGAAGAACCAGAUUUGGAGGAAGACAAGAGGGAGUGAAGUAGGGAAAGACAAUUUAGUUACAAUUGAUCUUCUUCUACUUUGACCGUUUUUUUCUCUCUCUUUAUAUUAGACACCUCAAAGUUUUAUUAUAUGUAUUCUUGUAGGUCACGCGAGUUUAGUUUUGUACAAUACUAAGGCCAAGAGACCAAAGCAGCCUUUGUCUUCGGUGUUUUAUAGUGCUUUAGUUUGUGUACCCGUGUUUUUGUUACCAUAUGUAAUGUUUAAACUUCAUUUUCCUAA